CACAGUGGAGCGCGCUGCGGCGGUGAGAAGUUGUGUGUGGGGAGCGUACCCCGAGUUGUUUAGGCAUCGGUAGAAACACAUGUAUAAUGUGUGUGAAGGAUUUUGUGCAGUUUUGACAGAAGUGUGUUGUGUGUUGGCUGAUGAGUGAUCUCUGAGGAUAUUCCGCAGUAACCGCGGCUUCAACAUGUUGCGGAAGACGGAUUAUUGUUUUUAUUGGACGCUUCUGUUCUUCGCUGGAUUGCAGAUUUCAUCCGUAAAUGGAUUCGUUUCGUGCUCACCAAACCCAUGCAAGAACGGUGGUACCUGCAUUACUGCCCUUCGAGCGGAGUCCUACUGCAACUGCACGUCGAUGUACGUGGGCGAGUACUGCCAGCACGCGAACCCGUGCCACACGGGCCCCGGGCCGCGCUGCCAGAACGGCGGCUCGUGCCACGUGCGCACGUCGCCGUCCGCGUCGCCCACGUUCACGUGCACGUGCCCCAUCGGCUACUCGGCGUCGCUGUGCGAGAUCCCGGUGGCCAACUCGUGCGACUCCGACCCCUGCCUCAACGGCGGCACCUGCAGCCUGCGGAGCCUCGAGUCCUACUCCUGCACGUGCGCGCCCGGCUACACUGGGCAGCACUGCGAGCUGCAGGAUCACUGCGCGUCGAUGCCGUGCCGCAACGGCGCCGACUGCACGUCGAUGGGCGACACGUACAAGUGCCGGUGCGCGCCCGGCUUCGUGGGGCCGUCGUGCAGCGAGGACGUGGAGGAGUGUCGCGACGACCCCUGCGUGCACGGCAAGUGUGUCAACACCCACGGCUCCUACAAGUGCCUGUGCGACUCUCGGUACACGGGGCAGAACUGUGAGAGCGAGUACAUCCCGUGCAGCCCCUCACCCUGUCUCAACGGCGGCACCUGCCGCGAGGUGGACCAGCUCAGCUACGAGUGCGUCUGCCCCCAAGGAUACCGAGGCAAGAACUGCGAGGAGAACAUCGACGACUGCCCGGGCAACCUGUGCCAGAACGGCGCGACGUGCGUGGACGGCGUGAACUCGUACACGUGCCAGUGCCCGGCCAGCUACACGGGCGAGCACUGCCAGCGGGACGUGGACGAGUGCUCGCUGCGGCCGUCCGUCUGUCAGAACGGCGCCACCUGCACCAACUCGGUGGGCGGCUUCUCCUGCAUCUGCGUCAACGGCUGGACCGGCGCCGACUGCUCCCUAAACAUCGACGACUGCGCCGGCGCCGCCUGCUUCAACGGCGCCACCUGCAUCGACCGCGUCGGCAGCUUUUACUGCCAGUGCACGCCGGGCAAGACAGGGCUGCUGUGCCACCUGGACGACGCGUGCACGUCGAACCCGUGCCACGCAGACGCCAUCUGCGACACGAGCCCCAUCAAUGGCUCCUACACGUGUUCCUGCGCCAGCGGCUACAAGGGCGUCGACUGCAGCGAAGACAUCGACGAGUGUGAGCAAGGAUCACCGUGCGAGCACGAUGGGCUGUGCGUGAACACGCCGGGCUCGUUCGCGUGCAACUGCACGCAGGGCUUCACGGGCCCGCGCUGCGAGACUAACGUGAACGAGUGCGAGUCUCAUCCCUGCAAGAACGACGGCUCCUGCCUCGACGACCCGGGGACCUUCCGCUGCGUCUGCAUGCCUGGUUUCACUGGAACACAGUGUGAAACGGACAUAGAUGAAUGUCAAUCCAGCCCUUGCCUGAAUGGAGGAAUCUGCAAUGAUUUGAUAAAUACAUUUAGCUGUGCUUGUGCUUUUGGAUUCACUGGAAAUAGGUGCCAGACAAAUAUUGAUGACUGUAUCAGUAAUCCUUGUCGCAAUGGAGGAAUCUGCAGAGACUCUGUAGCUGGCUACACUUGUGAUUGCCCACCUGGAUUCACUGGAAUAAACUGUGAAACAAACAUAAAUGAUUGCCAGAGUUCUCCUUGUCACCGGGGUGAAUGUGUGGACGGUGAGAACUCUUUUACGUGCAACUGCCAUCCAGGGUAUACAGGUUAUUUGUGCCAAAAUCAAAUAGAUGAAUGUGAAAGCAAUCCAUGUCAGUUUGGAGGCCACUGUGAAGAUCUAAUUGCCGGUUACCAAUGUCGCUGCAAGCCUGGGACGUCUGGUCCUAACUGUGAAAUUAAUGUCAAUGAGUGCUUCAGCAAUCCUUGUCGUAACAGGGCAAAUUGUGUUGAUGGAAUCAGCAAAUACACAUGUGAAUGCCUUCCUGGUUAUGCUGGGCAGCAUUGUGAAACCAAUAUAAAUGAAUGUGCAAGCAACCCUUGUGCAAAUGGGGGUCGCUGUAUGGAUUUAGUUGACGGAUUCCGCUGCGAAUGCCCUCGGGGCUAUUACGAUGCACGUUGUUUGAGUGAUGUUGAUGAAUGUGCUAGCAAUCCCUGCAUGAAUGGAGGCAGGUGUGAAGAUGGAGUCAAUCAGUUCAUAUGUCAUUGCAUACCUGGUUAUGGAGGAAAACGCUGUGAGCUGGAUCUGGAUGAAUGUGGAUCAAAUCCUUGUCAGCAUGGUGGAACAUGCUCAGAUAAGCUCAAUGCGUACUCCUGCAAGUGUGUACCUGGUUUCACAGGAAUCAACUGUGAAACUAAUAUCGAUGACUGUGCAAUAAACCCUUGCAAUAAUGGUGGUUCAUGUAUAGAUCUUGUCAAUGACUACAGCUGUGUCUGUGAGCUUCCGUAUACUGGUAGAGAUUGCCAGGACAAACUUGAUCCCUGUUCACCCAACAGGUGUCGGAAUGGAGCACGUUGUUCACCAUCUAGCAACUUCAUGGAUUUCUCUUGUUCAUGUGGUCUGGGGUACACUGGUCGCCUUUGUGAUGAAGAUGUUGAUGAGUGUGUGUUAUCUUCACCAUGCCGCAAUGGAGCAACCUGCAGAAACACUAAUGGCUCUUACCACUGCAUUUGUGCACUAGGUUAUGAAGGACGUGACUGCAUCACAAACACAGAUGAUUGUGCUUCAUUCCCCUGUCAGAAUGGUGGUACCUGCCUUGAUGCAAUUGGCGAUUAUACCUGCUUGUGUGUUGAUGGAUUUGGUGGAAAGCACUGUGAAAUAGAUAUUGAUGAAUGUCAAUCAUCUCCUUGCCACAAUGGUGCCACUUGCAAUCAGUACGUUAAUUCAUAUACUUGCACUUGCCCACUUGGUUUCUCUGGAAUGAACUGCCAAACAAAUGACGAGGACUGUACCGACAGUAGCUGCAUGAAUGGAGGGAAAUGCGUUGAUGGCAUUAAUAAUUACACUUGCAUAUGUCAGCCAGGGUACACUGGUUCAAACUGCCAAUAUCGCAUCAACGAAUGUGACAGUCACCCAUGCUCUAAUGGUGGAACCUGUCAAGACCAUGUGAAGUACUUCACCUGCCACUGCCCAUACGGUUACACCGGAAAAUACUGUGACAGCUAUGUAGAUUGGUGUAGCACUGAGCCGUGUAUGAAUGAAGCUACAUGUUUACAAACAAAGAAUACUUAUCAAUGCAUUUGUGCUCCAGGGUGGACUGGCAAAGUCUGUGAUGUUGAAAUGGUAUCGUGUAGCGAUGCAGCAUUACGGAAGGGAGUAAAUCGUGAGGACUUGUGUAAUAAUGGUACCUGUGAAGAUAUAGGAAACAGUCAUCGGUGCCACUGUAUGGAAGGGUACAGUGGCAGUUAUUGCCAACAGGAAAUUGAUGAGUGUGAAUCAGCUCCUUGCCAGAAUGGUGCUACAUGCAAAAAUCUAGUUGGUUCCUAUGCAUGCCAGUGUGCACAAGGAUUCCAAGGACAGAACUGUGAGCUCAAUGUGGAUGAUUGUAGACCUAAUCCUUGCCAGAAUGGUGGAACCUGCCAUGACCUGGUUGCCAGGUUCAGCUGUUCUUGUCCACCAGGAACACUUGGCAUCAUAUGUGAGAUUAACGUAGAAGACUGUGUGCCAGGAGCUUGCCACAACAAUGGUACUUGUGUGGAUCGUGUCGGUGGCUUCGAAUGCCGUUGCCCUCCAGGAUUUGUAGGUCCACGCUGCGAAGGUGAUAUCAAUGAAUGUCUGUCAGACCCAUGCUCCUCACCAGGAACACAAGACUGUGUCCAGCUUGUCAAUAAUUACCAUUGCAAUUGCAAGCCGGGCUACAUGGGACGGCACUGUGAAGUGCGUGUUGAUUUUUGUGCCAGUGCACCAUGUGCCAACGGUGGUAUUUGUGAAGCCCUGGAAGCAGGCCAUACGUGUAUUUGUCCCGAGGGCUACUACGGUCCAGACUGCCGUUUUGCUGGCUAUGGUUGUGAGUCGGACCCUUGUCAGAAUGGUGGUGCAUGCAGAGUGAUUGAUGGUGUAGGGUAUCACUGUGACUGCCCUUCUGGAACAGCUGGUGCGCACUGUGAACUUGACACGAGAGACGAGUGUGCAAGUAGCCCCUGCCAACACGGUGGAACUUGUCAGAAUCGUAUAGGUGACUAUGCAUGCUAUUGUCUGCGCACGUGGACUGGGAAGAAUUGUGAACUGUAUGAUCCAUCGUUUCCUGGAGGCAUUGGACGCCCUCCUCCAGCAGAGCCCACUGUCAGCACAAUUGGCAUUUACAGUGUUCAGGAUCUCGAUAUGGAUAGGCAGAGGCAGAAAUGCCUUGAGAACGGUUGCAGGGAAAAAGCUGGAAACCACCAUUGUGAUGAAGAGUGCAAUGUAGCUGCAUGCAACUAUGAUGGCAAUGAUUGCUCUCUUGGAAUAGAUCCUUGGAAGAAUUGCACAGCACCUAUCGACUGUCGCAGAGUCUUUAUGAAUGGAGUCUGUGAUGCCGUUUGCAAUAAUCCAAUGUGCUUAUUUGAUGGAAGAGACUGCCAGAAAUCACUUAAUCCUUGCAACCCCAUUUAUGAUGCUUAUUGUCAGAAGCACUAUGCAAAUGGUCAUUGCGAUUAUGGGUGCAACAAUGAAGAGUGCAACUGGGAUGGCCUAGAUUGUGAAAAUGAGCAACCAUUAUUGGCUGAUGGUCUUAUUUCCAUUGUGGUCCUCAUGGAUAUGCAGGUGUUCCGCUCAAAUAUUGUUGCUUUUUUGAGAGAGAUUGGCAAUCAGCUGCGCACAACUCUUAGGGUGAAGAAGGAUGAAGCAGGAAAUGAUAUGAUAUAUCCGUGGAAACUAGAAAGUGAUUCAGGUUCGAGCAUUAUGUUUGGUCGUGGAAGCUCUGGAGUGAUAGCAUAUUUGGAAAUGGACAAUCGAAAAUGUGCUUUGGAGAGUGCAGAAUGCUUCCGCUCGGCAAAUGAGGCUGCACAUUUCUUAGCUGGAACUGCAGCUAGGCACUCAAUUUCUAAAACAUUUCCAAUUUAUCAAGUUCGGGGUGUCGAGGGUCCAAUUCCUGGUGACGAACCAAGCACAAAUGUGAAGUACGUGUUCAUCGGGGUAGUGAUAGUGUUGCUCGCUGGGUUGCUCAUAGGGGUUCUCGUUACUGCUCAACGGAAACGUGCCCAAGGCAUUACUUGGUUCCCAGAAGGAUUCUUACGAAGCAGCAGUAAAAUGUCAUUUGACAGCGGUCAGCGGCGGCGUUCCCGCCGCAGGGGCCCCGACGGUCAGGAAAUGAGAAAUCUGCACAAACAACCAUCCGGAGGCUGUGUCGAUGUCACCACUGGAGCUGUGCCUGGGGCACCGGUGGGUGUAGGAGCAGGUCCUGGGCAGGCAACACAGUGGUCUGACGAUGAAGUGGACCUACACCCACCCAAAAGAUUACGUGUUGGGACCUGUGAGGCCGGUUACGCAUCAGAUCACACUGCUGUCACAGAAUAUGAGGAGGGCGAAGCACGGACGUGGACACAACAACACCUUGAGGUGGCAGACAUGAGACACAGGCCAGAUCCAGCCAUACUGACACCUCCUAGUUUGGAGGGUGGCCAAGAUGUGGAUGUACGGGGUCCGUGUGGAAUGACUCCAUUAAUGGUAGCAGCAGUUCGUGGUGGAGGCAUAGACACUGGCGAGGAUGAGGACGAUGAUGGAAGUGCAGCAGCUGUCAUUACCGAUCUCGUGGCUCAAGGAGCUGAACUUAACGCCACAAUGGACAAAACAGGAGAGACUUCUCUUCAUUUAGCAGCCCGAUAUGCUAGAGCUGAUGCUGCAAAACGUCUUUUGGAUGCUGGUGCAGAUGCAAACCUACAAGAUAAUACUGGUCGUACCCCACUACAUGCUGCUGUUGCUGCAGAUGCCAUGGGAGUUUUCCAGAUAUUGCUACGUAAUCGAGCAACCAAUCUAAAUGCUCGAAUGCAUGACGGUACUACUCCACUAAUUCUGGCUGCUCGUCUAGCGAUUGAGGGCAUGGUGGAGGAUCUCAUAAAUGCCGAUGCUGAUAUAAAUGCUGCAGAUAACUCUGGAAAAACUGCCCUUCAUUGGGCUGCUGCUGUUAACAAUACGGAAGCAGUAAAUAUACUGUUAGCACAUGGUGCUAACAGGGAUGCUCAAGAUGACAAGGAUGAGACACCACUGUUCCUUGCUGCUCGUGAAGGAAGUUACGAAGCUUGUAAAGCCCUACUGGACAACUUUGCUAACAGAGAAAUCACGGAUCAUAUGGACAGGUUGCCAAGAGAUGUAGCAGGAGAGAGGUUGCACCAUGAUAUUGUGAGAUUACUUGAUGAGCACGUUCCACGCAGCCCACAGAUGGUUACUGUCAUACCGAAUGGGCCUAUCAUAGGUUCACCAAAUCACCAUCAUCAUCUGAUUACUCACCCUACAGUAAUAGGGGCCGGUACGAAACCGUCCAAAUCUAAGAAACGUCCCAAGCCAGGAGCCAACGCAAACGGCCAGAAUGCGGCAGGUGGCAGUUCACCGACCAGCCCCGAUACAGACGGAGUGGCAGGAGUACGCCGAAAACCGAGUGUCAAGAAAUCUGGGGGAAAGAAACCGCCAGUAGGCACUCAGCCUCAGAGUGUGGAAAGUGCGGCAUCUUCGCUUUCCCCAGUCACGUCGCUGGAGUCCCCUCGCACGGUGGGCGGACCGGCAGGCGCCGCCGACGGUAGUGUUCCCAGUCCCUACGACGGCUCGGUCUACAGCAACGGCGGUCUCUCGUUACCGAAGCAGCCUCCGGCCUACGAGGACUGCGUGAAGGGCACAGCCGGAGGACCUCUACAGAGUCUGCGCGCUCUCGGGCUGGAGCAGUACGGGUGCUACGGAGGGCUAUUCGACCCCACAGGUGCCAGCCAGCAGCAGCUGCAGCUGGCGACUCUGCAGGUCCACGCCCAAGCGCAGGCCCUUUCACCACCGUACAGCAACCAGCAGUCGCCACCGCACAGUGUGAGCUCACCCGCGGCGAGCUACGGCGGUUCACCUUCGCCGGCAAAAUCGAGGCCGUCGCUACCUACCUCGCCGACACACAUGGCUGCGCUGCGUGCGGCGACUCAACAGAAACACGGACUUACUGGCCAGCAACAGGCGCAGGCUGUGGGCUUCGACUUUCCCGAUUUGGCAGGUGCGGCUGUGGGUGCCGCAGGAGCUGGACCGGGUGCAGCUUUCGGUCUCCAGCAGCAGUACUACCACUACUUGACGCCCCCAUCACAGCACUCGGAGGCGACACCUCAGCAUUAUGUUCAGGCCCCGGAUAAUUUCCCCACUCCGUCCCCAGAGUCUCCGGGCCACUGGUCGUCUUCGUCACCGCGCUCUGCGUCUGACUGGUCGGAGGGCACGAGGAGUCCCGCCUAUGCUACAGGAGCGCAACAUCAGAAACAGGCUGAGGCAAUCUACAUAUAGUUGGUAGAGACCUCCAUUGAAUGAAGUGUAGUGUUCUAUGAAAUGCACUUCCUGUUACUGGAGUGUAGAAAUCUGAAGAUUUGUGAACAGAGAAAAACUAAGUUGUGUAGGUGGUCUUCAGAAAAAUAAAUUGGAACAUGGUUUUUAAUGUCCAUUGCAUUUCUUGUGCUGAACAGUAACAUAUUACCUGUAAGAAAUGAAGUUAGUGCAUCGUGACUGAGCAAGUUAAAGUAUGUGUAUCGGCCUCGAGCACAAAAAGUUUAUCGUGAAGGUAAAUGAGAGUUUGUUUUUGAUCGUCAUUUGGUUUACAAUACGUGUGCGCAAUAGCUCUCGGUGUGAAGUUAACAGUCAGUAAUUGCUAUUGUGGAUGUGCCUAUUAGCAUCAACUUUUACCCACCUAUGGGCCACAUUUUAACAAUGGAACUGUUGCCCACUCACAGUAAGAGUGCUCUUGACUGAAGGAGCUCUGUUAUGAAAGUGGGAAGUACCACUGUGAAUUUCAGCUUUCUAAACAUUGACAGUUGGAGCCAGCUAUUUGAAACAGACAAGGAGAAAGGAAACUGUGUUUGAUAUUACACUUCUGGUAACACUGAACCUGUUUCAAAUGGAAAAAGUGUUGUUGAUGCCCUUGUGAGAAAAUUGUUUGAUGCCAAAAGACUUGCUGACUGAUGUUGCUGGGGACAAUUAUUUUUUUGAUAUUUUUUCUCUCAAGAAACAGAAAAGAGAACAGUUAUGAGGGUAAAAAAUACCUGGCAAUUAGGACGUACUAAGUGUUGUACAAAAAGUGAUUUCCCCUAUUUUGGGCUUAUUUUAUUGACUCAACUUUGUACAAAAAUGAUGUCCCUUUUUUGUGCUUAUUUUAUUAAAUUGACAUAGUGUACUCUAUUUAAUAUUUUACACUGGUUAAGAAGAGGAAGUUCUUCAAUCAGUUCAAUUGGAGCAGUAUCUAUUCCUCCUCAUUUUUUUAUAUGUACUUGUUUUUCUCUCAUUUGCUAACAGAAAAUCUUGCUCAUAAAGGAUGACAAAUGCCUUUUACCUUGCCAUGCAGUGGUGCAUCCAGAUGUAAAAUGUCUUUCAUUCCAUCAUUAUUUUUCUACAGCUUUAUAUGUGUAUGAAAAUUUGUAGCACAUAAAGUACUUGGUCUUUUAUAAAGAUAUAUUUUUAUAGUUUCCUAAGCAUGUCUUGAUUGUUGAGAGUUUGUGAUUAUAAUGAUGCGAAAAUUUUAGUUGGUGACUGUCUGACAUGUUUUAUAGUAAUGUAAAAUAGGCUGAAUAUAUUUAAUUUUAUAAUUGUUUUUAAUGUAUGUUGUAAAUAAUGUGUUUGUUAUGUACAAAGCUACUGAUGAAAGAAUUAGUGAACAAAUUGCCAGAAUACAGUAGGCAGUUGAGUACUUAAUUGUAUUCUGGGUUGGUAUGUGUAUUAUAUGUUAAGACAGAUGGCCUGAGAGUGGUUCAGAUAUUAGUGUUGUAGACUAAGACUUAGAUUUCUAUGAUUGAUCAACACUUUAUGCUGAAAGAUUCUAAGUGCCUUGAACACAAAAGGAGUGUAUUGCAAUGUUGCAAUUUCUUGAAAUGGUGUGUAAUAAUGUGCCUUAGUAUGCAGUAAUUCCAUUUCCAAAUUUCAUUUGUAAACAUAUUUGAGAGCAUCUGAUAGAGUAAAACUGAGAGUUGGUCAGAGUGAACUAUGUUUAUAUUGAAAACAUUCCUCUUGUGAAUGGAAAUUACUGCGCUCCUGUUUAGAAUCUUAGGAAGUCAGCUGUUUCACACUGCAGAUUAUAAUUAUAAUUUGAUGCUACACCUGAUGUUUCUCCUCUUUUUUCUAAAAUUUUUAAAUUUUUAAGUGACAUGCUAAACACCAGGGACCAAAGCACUCUUAAAUGGAUGCUGAAAUAUAUGACAAAGGUGUUACUUGUUUUGAAAGCAAUUGCCAGUAUUUUAAAUUGUGUUCAACGCUACAGUAUUAUGUCAUUUCACAUUAAUAUUAAAAAUUUUAGAAGAUAACACGAGGAGGUUGUUUUUUCCUCAAAUACAACAGUUUGAAACAUUAAACUAUUCAUAUUCCAUCAGUGGGUGCAUAGUAUGGUAUUUGCUGUGAAUCACUGGAUGAUAUCCUGUAUACAUGCAGAAUUCCACAGACUUUCACUAAAAUACAUUAAAAAGUGGCUCUUUUUGCCUUUGUCGUUAGCUUCAUGACCCUGUGGUAGCAAAUGAAUUUAGGAAGUGGUAUUUGCUAUUGUAAUUUGGUUAAUAAAAACAUUUAUUCUUGA
Molecule: messenger RNA, 9926 nt
Organism: Schistocerca gregaria
Lineage: Eukaryota; Metazoa; Arthropoda; Insecta; Orthoptera; Acrididae
Gene: N
Product: neurogenic locus Notch protein
Exons: 24
Coding region: 185-7660 (2491 amino acids)
Biological process (GO): multicellular organism development; Notch signaling pathway; regulation of developmental process
Cellular component (GO): membrane
Molecular function (GO): calcium ion binding; Notch binding
Source: RefSeq, a predicted model, not a curated record